Pseudo-nitzschia multistriata is the source of this 1686-nucleotide messenger RNA. NCBI's taxonomy places the organism in Eukaryota, Bacillariophyta, Bacillariophyceae, Bacillariales, Bacillariaceae. The record is from the annotation of a GenBank genome assembly.
GAAACAGUACUCGUACUUACCUACCGGUCCGAGUUUUCGUCGCUGUGCAACGUAUUCAAGGAUCCCAACGAGGAAACGGAAGGAAAAGAAAGCAAGAAACAAAGAGCUGUCGCGAUAGAAACGAAAGCACUACCUGUACAAACAAGAGGGAAAGAUAUCGUACAACCAGAUCGAGAUGACGCCGCCGUUUUUCAAUACGCAUGCCAGGGCUUGCGCUGUGGUUUUGGCCUCGUCGAAGGGCGGAAGCCUCUUGCCCAUGACAAAGGACAGGCCAAAGCAUCUGUUGCCGGUGGCGGGUUUGCCAUCGAUCGUAAGGCUCCUUGAAUCGAUGUCGGCGUUUUCACAGAUCGUGAUCGCCGUGGAAGAGGGCGACAACAAGACCCUGCCGACGUUACUGGGAACCGACAGCAAUACAGACAAAGCCGUGGCAUCCCUCGUCGAGGGACCACCGGAGCAGCAGUCGUUGGUGAGGACGGCGUCCAACAACGAUGCUUGCCCAGCCCUUUGCUGGGAACUCAAAUCGGAAUUGAAGCGGGGGCAAAGAAUACACCUGGUCAAGUUGUCAGAAAACUGCAACGGUUCCAUCGAUGCGCUCCGGACCAUCGAGGAAACCAAAUUGAUUCAUCCCGAAACCCGGCUGGUUGUCUUUCCGGGAGAUUUGGUCAUCCUGAAGAAAGACACCAAGUUUUUCGACGCGUUGAUACGGCCGGCCUCCGCAGACGUAGCAUGCACGGCAAUGCUAGUAGACGUUCUGGAGCAAGACGAGCACGGGCUUCCCAUCAAGGAGUCUGCCAAGGUGAGUUUAUUGAGACAUUUCUUUGAAGGAACGCAACGAUGCCGACGCAGAGAAUAAUAUCACGCGCAAUCGCAYCCGCACUUGGAAUGGCAUGCUAGCUUUUUUUCACAUUACUGACACGAAGUCGAUUCUAUCAAUGGUGUGAAUGAUUGCCACUUUCCCCAUUUUUUCAAACCAAUGGAAAGACCAAAAAGGGUGGCCUGUCACGCGACGAAGAAGUCAUCGAAUACAUUGGUUUGUCAUUCCCUCCAAAUCGAUCAUCGACUUCAUCGUGGUUGAGCAGAAGCAGCAGCGGUGGCAACAAACCGUCUCUCCCCCGGAUCGUUUUGAAAAAGCUGAAAAAAGACGUUGAGGUUGACGAGCACAACACCGGUGCGACCCCGAAAUUAGUAAUCCCGAAAUCCAGGCUGCGCGGUUCCAACGGAGGGGAGCAAUUGGUAAUCCGGACCGAGUGGAGCGACGUUCACGUGUAUUCCCUGGCUCCAUGGGUGCGACAAUUGAUCGUGGAGAGGGCCAAGAAUUUCAAAAGCUUUUCCUCCAUCCAGGAAGGACUAGUCCCUCUAUUGAUAUCGAGACAAUAUCGCGGGAAACAAGCUACCUUUGGCAAGUCGGUUCUAGCAUCGCUGCAAACGAAACAGAGUGGUGACGACAAUGGCGGAGUCAUGGCGAGCAGCGAGAGCGAUUCCGAAGAUCCGGCUACCACCAGCGCUGCCGGUGCCGAAAACAUUGCUGCCAACAAGGGCAGCGGCUCGGCGGAAUCGACGUCGUCCACCACGAACAACGAAGACAGCGARAACGGAGAGAAUUCGAACAAAGCAGCAAAAUCAUCAGGGCUCCCGAAAGCUGCUAUGGACAACGAACCAUAUUCCGUCCUGGCGGUCGUCCUCCCG